CAUAAUCCCCGUCACAUUACAUGGGCAUGGGAAGAUCAUAACUGUACUUACACUACAUAGUACACGCUGUAAGAAGAGCACCAGCUACAUACCUACUUUCCGGUCAAUAAUAAGUGGUGAUGGUCUCUGGAGAGCCACGCUGUUGCACAGAAGAAGAUACUACUGGCGUGCAGACCCGACCAAGCUUAGUUAAACGCUUUUCAACAUCAUAAGCUUCCUUGGGAAGCUCCCGGCAUUUAGCAUGCACGCGACGCAGCCGUCAAGGGUGCAUAAUGGCAGCCAAGACAACUGCGCUCUUAAAGCAGCAGCUCGCGCCUUUCUUGGCUGUUGUGAAUUCUCAUCCCUUGUGGGAGCCAAGGAGCGUCAGAUUCGUGUGAGAAACCGCCAAGCAGUGGCCCGGGUAUGGUAAUCACGAGGCUUGGUUGGGCGUCUAUCAUCAUUUGUGUUUCCCAGGUAGAAUGAUAUAAUCCUACUGUAGUUCCAGCCUACAAACGCCAGUGUAAUGUUUAUGGUUUGUUCUAUUUGUGUCUACUCCGCCCUUUUCUUUUCUUACACAUCUGUAUAUACAUCAUCUUACUGCUGGGCAGUCAUAGAACCACUUUCCUUGUAAACAACAGAAAAAGAUAGAUUUUCCAUUCAUUUUUACCUCUUUACUCUCUUAAUCAUUUCAGUUGCUUUCAGCCUCUUACCACCUUCACAAUGACUACAUCACCGAAAGCGCUUCUGCUCCUUGCGUCGGCGAUACCGCAAGUCCUAGGAUUCUGUGGUGCACGUACCCAUCUAGACCGACGAGAGGAGGGAGAAACUGUGCCGACGGCCACUUUUGGUUAUAUCGGCACUGGAGGACCUUUGCUAUGGCAUCAUCUUAGUCCUGCUAAUGCUCUGUGUUCAACUGGUACGAACCAGUCGCCCAUUAACAUGGUUGAAGGGUCCUUCACGCUUGUGCCGGGCACAGACCUUACCGUAACUCUUCCCGAGGAAGUCGAAGAAGCGGAGUUCGAAAACCUCGGCAGCACAAUAGAGGUAGUGAUGGAGGGCAAGGGAGGAGCACUCACGCUUGAGGAAGUGGAAUAUGAGCUCCUACAGUUCCACUUCCACCAUCCCAGCGAGCACGUCGACAAUGGCGUCAGCAUGCCCAUGGAAAUGCACAUGGUUUUCCAAAGCGCGGAACAACAGCUGGCCGUGAUUGGGGUUUACGUCGACCUUGUCGACUCCACGUCAGCGAACGCAACUCGAACGCUCCGACGACGCGCCACCGCCUCCGCCAUGCUCGAGACUAUCUUUGCCUCCAUCGACGCCAUUGCCACACCGGGUACAGUUACUAAGACGGGGGCUUUCAGCAUGACCGAGCUGAAUGAGAUGCUCGCAACCACGGAGUUCCAGCGCUACGCCGGUUCCCUAACCACGCCGCCUUGCUCUGAAGGCGUUCAGUGGUCGGUCCCUACAAGCAAGCUCACUCUUUCUCGCGCUACAUUUGCCAAGGUGAGAGAUGUAGUCGGCUUCAACUCACGUUUCCCCCAGAAUACCCCCGGCAUGGCCAAUUUGAUUGCUAUGUCAGCUCUGGCUUAAGAAAUCUGAGUGCCGCCUUGGGCUUUGUGAUCAGACAAGAUGGACAUACAUAUAGACGCAUACUUAUCACUAUCACUGGGACAAUGUUGGUAAAGAGUUAAAUUUCGUAUAGCUAAUAAUCUGAGCUAGUGCUCGCAUCUUUUUCUGAACGUCAGGUUCUACUAUAGUGUGAUAUAAGUGAUAAAGUUCAUAUCUAGAUAAUAAAUGACUAGCUCGUGAAUUCCUACUGUCUCUUGAGCUUAAGUUAUCAGGAGGAUGGCAAAUAUUUUAAUGAGUAAGAAUAGGUG
Messenger RNA from Xylaria bambusicola, 1856 nucleotides. Its product is annotated as alpha carbonic anhydrase. The coding region runs from base 700 to 1569 and encodes 289 amino acids. The record is from RefSeq and is a predicted model, not a curated record. The transcript has 3 exons. Gene Ontology annotation, molecular function: zinc ion binding; carbonate dehydratase activity. Lineage: Eukaryota; Fungi; Ascomycota; Sordariomycetes; Xylariales; Xylariaceae.